Colletotrichum karsti is the source of this 1806-nucleotide messenger RNA. Its product is annotated as vacuolar fusion protein mon1. The coding region runs from base 1 to 1806 and encodes 601 amino acids. Gene Ontology annotation, biological process: protein targeting to vacuole; vesicle-mediated transport. Gene Ontology annotation, cellular component: Mon1-Ccz1 complex; fungal-type vacuole membrane. Lineage: Eukaryota; Fungi; Ascomycota; Sordariomycetes; Glomerellales; Glomerellaceae. The record is from RefSeq and is a predicted model, not a curated record. The transcript has a single exon.
AUGGGCGAGGAUAACGACAACAGCCCCGAGGAACAGCCUCCCCCUCUCCCUCCGCGCCCUUCCCUCGACUCGAACAACUCGAUAGACGCGAGAAUGGCCAUGGCCGCCGCCACCACCGCCGUCACGCCCCUCGACAUCCAAACCCUCUCCUUCCCCGAUGGCUCGCGCGGUACUUUCUCGACCCCAGGCACGAGGCGGCCCUCGGCCUCUGGUGUCUCGUCCUCCCGGAGAGGGAGCGGCCAGGUGACACCGACCCGCACGGUGAACGAAGGGGAAGACUCGAUGAGCAUAGCCAGCUUCGCGCCCACGCUGCGCCCGCCCGGCGACAUCGCAAGUCUGCUCGUGGGGGAGUUCAGCAAGCGGAGCCCUGCGUGGAACCUGCUCAGGUCGCAGUCCGCCACGGUGCCGCCGUUCGAGAGUUUGCGGAUGGACGAUACCACGCGAAACCUGGCCGGCUUCGAGAACGAGUUCGACGAGCUUCCCGAUGAGGCCGAUGAGGCCUUCCAAGACGAAGACCGGGUGACGAUUUGGAAGUCCAAGUUGAAACAUUACAUGAUCCUAUCGUCCGCAGGGAAACCCAUCUACAGUCGCCACGGAGAUCUGGGCCUCAUCAACUCGUCCAUGGGCGUCAUUCAAACCAUCAUAUCCUUCUACGAAGGGGCUAAGAACCCCUUAUCCGGCUUCACGGCUGGCCACACGCGGUUCGUCAUUGCGACUCAGGGGCCGCUGUACUUUGUUGCCAUCAGCCGUCUGGGAGAGAGCGACUCUCAGCUCAGAGCGCAACUUGAAGCUUUAUAUAUGCAAAUUCUCUCUACUCUCACCCUUCCAACCCUCAAGAACAUCUUCGUUCACCGUCCGUCGACCGACCUGCGGAAACCCCUGGAGGGCACGGAGCCGCUCAUCUCAUCACUCGCCGACAACUUCACAAAAGGCUCGCCCUCCGCACUGCUCGGCGCCCUAGAGUGCCUCAAACUCCGCAAAUCCCAAAGACAUGCCAUUAACAACGCGUUCCUCAAACAGCGCACAGAAAAGCUGCUCUACGGCCUCAUCGUCGCCGGCGGCAAGCUCGUCAGCGUCAUCCGCCCCCGCCGCCACUCCCUCCACCCCAGCGACCUCCAGCUCAUCUUCAACAUGCUCUUCGAGUCCGACGGCAUCAAGUCCGGCGGCGGCGAGAACUGGGUGCCCCUCUGCCUCCCCGCCUUCAACAACCGCGGCUACCUCUACAUGUACGUCAGCUUCUUCGACGGCGUCGACGGCGACCAGGCCACCACCACCCAGGACCCCGCCGCCAACAAGGACGAGGAGCUCGCCAUCAUCCUCAUCAGCCCGGACAAGGAGUCCUUCUUCGAGCUCAAACAGAUGCGCGACAACGUCGCCGCCUCCCUCGCCCAGUCGGGCCACCUCGCCAUCAUCCAGGCCGCCGCGCGCACCGGCCGCUCAAAGACCGUCGACAUCGCCCCCGGCGGCCAGAUCUCCCACUUCCUCUACAAGUCCCGCGCCAACGUCCAGUUCAGCAUGUCCGCCCUCGACCCCGUCUUCUCCUCCCUCAUCCCCCGCCGCCGCCUCAUGACCCUCUACCACCAGCUCCACGCCGCCGUCCACGCGAAGCACUCCCACAUGCGCGUCCUCCACUCCGUCUCCGAGGACGCCACCUCCCUCGCCUGGAUCACCCCCAUCUUCGAGUUCUACUGCGUCGCCGGCCCCAACAUCAGCCGCGCCGUCGUCACCCAGGGCGCUAACAAGGUCAUCCAGUGGGCGCGGCGCGAGGAGGAGAGGAUCUUCAUCAUAGGCGGAGGUGUAUUCUAA